AUGGCGGCGUUCCUCGACAUUGCGCCCGAGGCUGUGCGCCGGCUAGUCGACGGCAUUGCAGAGCUGUACCACUCCUCAAACGCCUACCACAACGUCCACCACGCGACCGAUGUGCUUCAGGCACUCUACGUGCUGCUGGCCGACCUGGGCGCGCUGCCCAAGCUCGUCGCGACGGGGCACAGCGAGUGGGAUGCGCGGCAUUCGCCUGUCGCGCCUCUCGAUGCCCUCGCCUUGCUCUUUGCAGCCAUCGGACACGACGCAGGUCAUCCGGGUCUUUCAAACGCCUAUCUCGGCAACGCAGAGGCGCCUAUCGCCACUGCCUUUCGCUGCGCUGCGCCUCACCACGACGCAAGCGUCUCAAGUGCCAGCUCUCCGGCGGCGGCGUCGCCGGCAGCACGUGCGCCCGAAGGCAGUCCGUUGGAGAGUUACCACGUGCUGCUGCUCGAGGGCCUGCUGGAGCGCUGCGGCCUCAGUCAACUGACCUGGGCUGCCUCGGGCAGCCGUUCCGAGCUUGGCAGUCUCAUUCGAACGUGCGUGCUCGCCACCGACAUGGCCAUCCAUGCGCGCUUCGUCGAGGAGCUAGAAGCGUUCGAGCGGCGCCUCUACGGCGACGAUGGUGCGCCCUCCACGCCUGCUGAGCGCGCUGCCCUCAUUCGAGCACGGCCGCGAGAGGAACGCACGCUGCUCUGCUCGGCGCUACUCAAGUGCGCAGACGUCAGCAACCCAGUGCGAGUGCGCAGCAUUGGUCGGAGAUGGAGCUUGGCUUUGCGGAGAGAGUGGGAGCGACAGAGUGCGCUCGAGGCAGAGUGCGGAUUGCCUGCGACGGUGGGAGGUGGCGCAGUUGCCUGCAAGCACAAGCAUGGGCCCCACAAGACUCACGCUGGUACGGCGCCCUUGCCAAACGCCACGACGGGCGACGAAGAGGGCUUGCGCAGAACCAGCGCUGCGCAGAUGGUCGCGCAGAUCGGCGGCGGUGGAGGCGCGGCAGCAGACUCGGCGGAACUCAGCGUAGACGCUCUCGUCGCGGCUGGCGAACUGCACGAGGAACGAUCAUUAGCUCGAGGGCAAGUCGCUUUCGUACGUUUCUUCGUCACGCCAUUGCUCGAUACACUGGCGCGCAUCGUUCCCGGUGAGUGGCAUCACUGA
Molecule: messenger RNA, 1146 nt
Organism: Tilletiopsis washingtonensis
Lineage: Eukaryota; Fungi; Basidiomycota; Exobasidiomycetes; Entylomatales
Product: HD-domain/PDEase-like protein
Exons: 1
Coding region: 1-1146 (381 amino acids)
Biological process (GO): signal transduction
Molecular function (GO): 3',5'-cyclic-nucleotide phosphodiesterase activity
Source: RefSeq, a predicted model, not a curated record